Molecule: messenger RNA, 5545 nt
Organism: Mirounga angustirostris (Northern elephant seal)
Lineage: Eukaryota; Metazoa; Chordata; Mammalia; Carnivora; Phocidae
Product: small integral membrane protein 10-like protein 2A
Exons: 1
Coding region: 235-453 (72 amino acids)
Source: RefSeq, a predicted model, not a curated record
CCACCCCGAGGCAGCUCAGUCUGGCGGCCCCCGCGGAGCACCAGCGAUCGCAGAUCGCCGCGGCCGGGAAGGAGGGCGUUCGCGGUGCAGCGCGGCGGGCAUCGGAGGCCGCCCAGUGGGCCCCCCGCGCCGAUUGCCCUCCGCGCGCAUCUCUCGGUCCGUCGAUCGGUGGGUCGGCGCGGCCGGCUGGAAGCGCUGAGCUGCCGGCACCGUGUGGGAGGCGACAUCAGACCGAUGGCGGCGGCGGCGGCGACGGCGGCGGCCCUGUCGGCCCUGGGGGUGCGGCUGUCGCGCUCGGCGGCGGCCCGCGGCUCGUACGGCGCCUUCUGCAAGGGGCUCACGCGCACGCUGAUCACCUUCUUCGACCUGGCCUGGCGGCUGCGCACGAACUUCCCCUACUUCUACGUGGUGGCCUCGGUGAUCCUCAACGUCCGCCUGCAGGUACAUAUUUAGAGCAAGUAACUUUGUGGCGUUCGGGGGUCCCCGAAGGAUGGCUGGCUUCCACCCCGCGGCUCCCCCGCUCUAGAGCACAGCGGCCAGUAGGCUCGCGCGCGCAGACUCGCCCGGCUGCCUUUCCACGGCCUUCUCUUUCCAUGUACAUGGGCGGCUAGAAAACCUCAUUUGCGGAAAGCCUACUGUAUAACCAAAAAAGCCGAAGACUGAGCGAAAGGGUGAUUCUCUAGGAAAUAGUUCAAGGAACAGGAAAGAACUUUAAACUCCGAAGAUCCUCAGAAAUACCUGAGACGUUCUUGCAGCCGUGAAACACACAACAGCCCGAACGGGAGGAAGCGACGGUGGUCUCAGGAUGCCCGAAGGGGGAAAACCAGAGGAGAGGUUACUAACGACCCAGACGUAAACUAACUGCACAACGACGGUCCAAUUGGGCAAGGAAAUCUUCCAAGUUAGAGUAAGAUGCGAACAGACUUCCAACAGAAUAUGGACUGAAUUCCAAGCCAUGAGCUGGACUGCGUUGGAAGCCGGGGGAAAUUAACAACAGGAUCUGGAAGGCAUACACGGCCUCAUCCCCAAAGCCAGGUCAGUGGCGAACAGAAACACUACGGCGCAAAACAAACAUUUCAAACUGGACAAGGAAAGCAGGCUUCGAUCAGGAAGCUGCCUCAGACCGGGCCGGGUUUGAACAGCUGCCAGGAGUGGGAGAAAGGGAAUCGGCUCGAAAACCGAUCGGCACGUGCAGCGCUCGGAGAGGAGACCGACCAGUCAUCCCGUGCAGCUCGGCUCUUCAGCGAACCUUAUUUCAAUAAUCAUUCCGAUGGAAAAAGAAGUUACGGUUUUCCGUUCUUAGACCAAAUCUGUCAGCUGAGCAGGGAAGACUUCAUUCGUAACGGGGCUAGAACUGGAUGGGAAGGUUAGCCGCUUGGACAGUGCGCAGUCCGGGCAACAAGUGGACAGGCAGAGAGGAGGAAAUGGAGCGGUGGCGUUAUUCUCGGGAAGCAGAAAGUCCAGAUUCUGGCUCUAGUUGAAAGAAUAAGGCAAGUUUAGGGAUCGUAUUAUUAAGCGAACAAGGUAGCCACCGGGGGAAUUAAAAAUAGUGAUUCAGCCAUAGUGAGGGGGGAGGGGGGUGCUGGGACAGCGGGAAGUCAAAAUUCCUUAUGUUAUCAAGUCAAAAAAGUAGUAAUAAAAGCAUAUUCUUAAGGAAGAAAGGAGCUAACCACUAGACAGACAGGUGUAAACGUUUUUGCCUCUGGCUUAGUUCCCUAAGUUGAGCAGGAUGGGCAGGGAUUUACUACUUUUCAUUAUAUGCCUUUUUUUUUCACUAUUGGAUUUUUUUUUAAACUAUGUAUGUAUUGCGUUCAUUAAAAAGUAAAACUUAGUAAAAACUGAAUUGAUUGCAAUUAGAAGGACAUUUGGGGGAGGGGGAGCUGGGGAUGGGCACAGAAGGCCAGGGAGAUUGCACCUUCCUUUCUGCGUACCCUAAAAUGUUCCUGAAUGAUCCCACCAUAUAGGAUUUCCUUGCUUUCCAUGCAAACUUUAGAACCCAAGGAAAAGCUUUAAAAAUAAAAAUGGCCAGUCAUCUUCAGGUAGCCCAGAGCUUCCUCACUCUCUGAAACUGCAUGAGCAAAUUCCUGCGGCGAUAUAGUUAAGGUUAAAAAAAAAAAAAGAUUUAUUUUAUAAAAUACUUGCAAUUUUUCAAAACUGUUUUCCAGGUUUAUCGAGGCAUAAGCGACAUGUAACCUCGUGUAAAUGUAAGCUGCCCAGUGUGUUGGGUUUGAUACACUUCUACACUACAAUGUGAUUGCCCCCAGCCUAAGCUGACUCUUGGUCACGUCACAUAAUUACUGUUUUUUUUGUGGUGAAAACAUUCAAGAUUCCUCUCUUAGCAACUUUCAAGUGUAUGAUAGAAUAUUAACUAUGAUCACAGUGCUGUGUCUUAAAUCCCUAACGUUUAUUUGUCUUCUCACUGGGAGUUUGUACUCUUGGGCCAACAUCUCCUCACUGCCCCCAGCCCCGUGGUAACGACCAUCCUACUGUUUCUGUGGGUUUGGCUUUUUUCCAUUCCACGUAUAAGUGAGAUCAGAUAGAACAUUGAUGGACACUUCGACGAGUGCCUCAAGAUGUUUAGACGAGGUGCUUACAUUUUACUAUCGGUCGUAAUAGCAAGCCGGUGGAAUAAAUUAAAUGUCCCACAUUAGUGUAGGGGUGCAGGGCAGGCCGCCCCAAGAUGGCUGCUUUGGUAUGACUGCUACUUUGAGCCAAAAGCAGUCAGAACCCAGCAGAUGCCAGGAAAGCUCUUUACCUCCCCCUCAACUGCCUGUCUGUACCAGGAAGAAAGCUUGAAACAGAUCCCCCCCCACUUUUUUUUUAAGAUUUUAUUAAUUUGAGAGAAUGAGAGAGAGUACGAGGCAGGGGAGGGGCGGAGGCAGAGGGAGAAGCAGACUCCCCACUGAGCAGGGAGCCCCCUACUCGGGGCUCCAUCCCAGGACCCUGAGAUCAUGAUCUGAGCGGAAGGCAGACGCUUCACCUUCACCGACUGAGCCACCCAGGCGCUCCUGAGAUUCCUCUUUACCUAAAAAAAUUUAUCUGCAUACCAAGGCGACCUUUGUUUUCCAAACAUCUCCUCUCCCCUUCCUGCUAAUGGUCUUUCUCCCCUUUUAUUUUCAGACCCUACCCUUCUCUUUAGCUCCUCUAAGCCUCAUGUUGCCUCACUGUUUCUGCAAUCUCCUGUCUGUGGAUACCCCAUAGGUCCGCUAUUAAAUUUGAUUUUCUGUUAAUCUAUCUCAUGUCAAUUUGAGUCUUAUUCCGGCAAGAAGGACCUUGAAGGGCAGAGGAACUUCCUCCCCAACAGUAGGAGCUUGGUUUAUUUAUUUAUUAUUUUUUAAAAGAUUUUAUUUAUUUAUUUGACAGAGAAAGACACAGCGAGAGAGGGAACACAAGCAGGGGGAGUGGGAGAGGGAGAAGCGGGCUUCCCGCCGAGCAGGGAGCCCGAUGCGGGGCUCGAUCCCAGGACCCUGGGACCAUGAUCUGAGCCGGAGGCAGACGCUUAACGACUGAGCCACCCAGGCACCCCAGUAGGAGCUUGGUUUAAUAAAAAUAAAGUAUAACUAUAUAAUGGAGUACUGUGUAGCCAUUAAAAAUAAGGAAUUCUAUUUUAUCAAAGUGGAAUGAAUCUAAUAGAUGGGAAGUCACCUCACAAAUGGCUUGUGAUUGAGCCAGAGGGACACACACACACACACACACAGAUGUAUACAUGUAUAUACAUUUGUACACUCCACUUAGUGAUAGGGUAUGAGGAUACUUGGAAACAGGGUGUCCGGAUGGCUCCGUUGGUUUGGCGCCUGCCUUCGGCUCAGGUCAUGAUCCCCGGGUCCUGGGAUCCAACCCCACAUUGGGCUCCCUGCUCAGCUCUCCCCUCCCUCUGCUCUCUCCUUGUGCUCUCUCUCCCUCUCUGUCUCUCUCAAAUAAAUAAAUGGAAUCUUUAAAAAAAAAAAAAAGAAUACUUGGAAACAUUAUUGCACUCUUAGGAUAAGCCGUGAGAUGUUCUAAGUACUUUAUAUACAUCAUCUCAUUUAAUCCUGGCAACAACCCAGAGAUAGGAGCUGUUCUUAUCCACAGUUUUCAGGACAGGAGACAAGCACAGAGGAGUAUAGUGGCAGGCUGAUGAAAUACUUUGAACAAUAUCAUUCUUACUAAUAUGAGGCCUUCAUUGUGAUGAUUAGUUUAGUUUAGUUUAGUUUUUUAAAGAUUUUAUUUGACAGAGAGACCGCGAGAGAGGGAACACAAGCAGGGAGAGUGGGAGAGGGAGAAGCAGGCUCCCCGUGGAACAGGGAGCUGGAUGCGGGGCUCGAUCCCAGGACUCUGGGAUCAUGACCUAAGCCGAAGGCAGACGCUUAACGACUGAGCCACCCAGGCGCCCCUGAUGAUUAGUUUUUAAUCAUGUUUUUAUUGCUUAAAUUGUGAGACCUUUACAUUUUUGGUGUAAGAUUCACUAUCCAGUGGGUGCCACAGAUGCUGGAAUUUGGGGAAAGCUGAGCUAGGCCCUCCAUUCCUGGAAGCCCCAUCUAGAGUUACGGGGGUCACACAACUGAAGGUCAGAUGGAGCUUAGCCACUUACAGAGGAUUUGAAUUCUAACCAAGGAAACUCAUUUUAAGGAAAUAUUAAAAGCAUUCUUUAUAGCAAACACUCAGAUAAAAGCAAAUUGGUUUUAAUGUGGAAAUUGUAACUAAUUAAACACCACUUUCUUCUCAGAAAACACAUCUUCUUGCCCAUGAACAAAGACCAAAUACACACAUUUCUAAACAGUUACAGUUUAAAAGUUGUUUUUUUUUUUUUUUAAGAUUUUUAUUUAUUUAUUCAUGAGAGAGAGAGAGAGAGGCAGAGGGAGAAGCAGGCUCCCAAGGAGCAGAGAGCCCGAUGCGGGACUCGAUCCCAGGACCCUGGGAUCAUGACCUGAGCCGAAGGCAGACGCUUAACCAUCUGAGCCACCCAGGCGCCCCAGUUUAAAAGUUGUAACAUGCAAAGAGCACGAGGCUUUUGGUUUUGUGUUUCACUUUUCAAAUCAUACCGCAGGGAUAAUUUCUCUCACCCCACAGCCAAAAAAAACCCGCCAAAACACAAAAGACAGCAGUGUAACUACAGCAUCCUCAGAUUGAUUAACCUGUUCUCUUCCAUGCUCAUCUGCCCUUCGAGAGCUGAAUAUCUCUGGCAACUUUUACAUUGACUUAUUGUAGUUAGAUAUAGUUCUCUUGAGCAUGGCUAACACGACCUUCUAUUGAUCUAAAUAGAAGAUAUCCUUUAACUCACACUCUCCUAUGCAAUCCUCGGGAAGGAGCUCCUCUCGUCCAUGCUAAAUAUUUUCUACCUUGACUCUAUCAUUUCCCCCUUCCAGGGCCUGUCCUGAUACCACCAAACGUCUGAUGUUACAGAUGCAAAUGCAGAUUCCAGACCCUGGACUUCCUACCCCUGGGCUUUCUGUUGUGACCCCUGACUCCCUUCCUUGGACACGGUUCUGUGACUGCCUUCAGACUCAGACUGGUUCUGGUCACCUGAAUGACUACCGGCAUUGACACCUUUCUCCAGCAACGCAAA